This is a messenger RNA of Cokeromyces recurvatus, 1666 nucleotides long. RefSeq lists its product as uncharacterized. Gene Ontology annotation, biological process: actin filament organization. NCBI's taxonomy places the organism in Eukaryota, Fungi, Mucoromycota, Mucoromycetes, Mucorales, Mucoraceae. Bases 54 to 1523 code for a protein of 489 amino acids. The record is from RefSeq and is a predicted model, not a curated record. The transcript is spliced from 8 exons. Gene Ontology annotation, molecular function: actin filament binding.
UUUUUUUUUUUGUAUAAUUUAUUUAUUUUUCCCUUAAAAAAUUAAGUUUUAGUAUGGCUUUCUUUGUUCGACCUUCCAAGUAUCGCCAUGUUUAUGGUACUUGUGCUAAAAGAGAUUUUUGUUAUGAUAACCUUCGUGUAAGCACAAAUGCUUGGGAUACUAACAUGUUGAAAGCUAAUCCUCGUUUCAUUUCUAUCAACUGGCAAUCCGCUGGUGGUGGUACUUUUGCUGUUAUUCCUCAUGAACAAGUUGGCAAAUUACCAGAUAAUUAUCCUCUUUUCCGUGGACAUACAGGUCCUGUCCUCGAUACUGAUUUUAAUCCUUUUAACGAUUAUGUGAUUGCUUCUGGAUCUGAAGAUAGUAAAAUUAUGAUUUGGGAUAUUCCUGAACAAUAUGCUGAAGACCAAGAAGAAAUCAAUCCUGUUUUAAAACUAUCUGGUCAUAGUCGUAAGGUGGGGCACGUGCUUUUCCAUCCUGUAGCAGAAAAUGUCUUGGCCUCAGCUAGUACAGAUUUAACCAUCAAGUUAUGGGAUAUUGAAAAGGGAGUUGAAAAGCAGGAAAUUACAGGUCAUACUGAAUUGAUUCAAUCCAUGGCAUGGAAUUAUAAUGGUUCCUUGAUGGCUACUACAUGUCGAGAUAAAAAGUUACGUGUCUUUGAUGUUCGUUCAAACCAGAUCGUACAAGAAGGUGCAGGACAUCAAGGUAUUAAGGGUUCCCGUGUUGUUUGGCUUGGUGAUACAGACCGUCUUGCUACCACUGGCUUUUCUCGUAUGAGUGAUCGUCAAUUGAAUCUUUGGAACGCUACCGACUUGUCCAAACCUAUCAAAUCUGAAUUUUUAGAUACUUCCUCUGGUGUUAUUAUGCCAUUUUAUGAUCCUGAUACAAAGAUUUUGUUCCUUGCUGGUAAAGGUGAUGGUAAUAUUCGUUAUUAUGAAUAUGAUAAUGAUGCUUUGCAUUUCCUUUCUGAGUUCAAAACAAUUGAACCUCAACGAGGUAUGGGUUUCUUACCUAAACGUGCUGUCCAUGCAAAUGAAUGUGAAAUUGCUAGAGCUUAUAAGGUUGGCAUAUCAUUAAUUGAACCUAUCUCAUUCACUGUUCCUAGAAAGUCAGAUGCAUUCCAGUCAGAUAUUUAUCCUCCUUGUAUUAGUGACGAACCUGCACUUACAGCUGAUGAAUGGUUUGAGGGUAAAGACGCUAAUCCCAAACUAAAAGAUCUUGAAGCAGGAUUUGUUGCAAAGAGUAAAAAGGAGUUUGUACCUUCAGCACCUGUUGAAGAAGUAAAAGCAUCCUCUUCUACUAUUGAAAAGAAUUCUGCUGAAAAAUCAACAGAGGAACUUACAAAAGAGAAUGAAGACUUAAAGAAUCAGUUGGCACUAAAGGAUACAAAGAUUCGUGUUCUUCAAAUUGAACUUGAUAAACUUCGUACAGAAUUAGCAGAGAUGACUUUGGCAAAGAAAAAUGAAGAACUAAAAACAGAAAAACUUGAGGAAUUACCUCAUUCUGAAAAUGCCUUGACUGAAUAAGCUUAUUGUAUUGUUAUUAUAUUAUUCUUUAUUUCUUUUCCUUUUCUUAAAGGGCUUCUCUCUCUCUUUCCCCUCCCCUCUCUGUUUUAUAUAUACAUAUACAAAUAUAUAAAUAUAUAAAAGAAACCCCCCAUUAAUAACUG